Messenger RNA from Perca flavescens (yellow perch), 1002 nucleotides. RefSeq lists its product as uncharacterized. The record is from RefSeq and is a predicted model, not a curated record. NCBI's taxonomy places the organism in Eukaryota, Metazoa, Chordata, Actinopteri, Perciformes, Percidae. Bases 1 to 1002 code for a protein of 333 amino acids. The transcript is spliced from 2 exons.
AUGGCAGAAGAUGAAGAGUUGAUCAGGUACACUGACACAUUCAAGAAGUUGUACACCUCCAGGUGGUCUGAGUUGGUGUCUCACAGUGCCCUGAACACACUGAGCGAUGCAAAAUACAACAAACCAUCAACAUUGCCCUUCACUGAAGAUGUUCAGAUCCUUCAUCAGUACCUUGAGAAAUCUGCAGAAAGUGCCUUCUGCAGCUUGAAGGAAGAGGCCACCACUCAGAACUAUGCUCAACUUGCAAAACUCACACUUGCACAAAUCAUUGUGUUCAAUCGAAGACGAUGCUGGGAAGUUUCAAAAAUGCGCCUCAAAAGUUUUCAUGAAAGGGACAACACAAAGCUCCAUGAAGAUGUUGCCAUGGGGUUGUCUAAGACUGAACAGAAGCUCUGCAACUAUUUCAGCCGAAUUGAAAUCCUGGGGAAAAGGGGCAGAAAGGUUGCAGUUCUGCUCACACCAAGGGUGGUGGAUGCUUUGUCACUACUUGCCAGUAGAAGAACUGAAUGUGGCGUUUGUGCCACAAAUGUCUUCCUGUUUGCAAGACCAACGUCAAUGAGCCACUACAGAGGACAGGACUGUUUGCGUGUUCAUGCAAACCAGUGUGGAGCAAAGCACCCGGAGUACCUCAGGUCAACACAACUCAGGAAACAUGUUGCCACACUCUCACAAGUCCUUAAUUUAAAAAACAAUGAACUUGAUCAGGUUGCAGAUUUCCUGGGUCACGACAUCCGUGUUCACCGCGACUUCUACAGAUUACCAGUUCCCACAACACAACUGGCUAAGAUUUCCAAACUGCUUUUGUCAAUGGAGAAAGGACACCUUUCCAGCAUGCAGGGGAAGUCACUGGAUGAUAUUGAAAUUGAAGAUGAGAUUGCGUUAAGUGACGCUGAAGAUAGUGGGAGCGAUUCUGAUAACGGCAACACAGAAGUCACAGCAUCAGAGUUUGGAACUGUGGAGCCUGUGGAUUUUGGACUCUACAACCACAGAGCAAGACCAUGA